AUAGCAAUUCCGCUCUCCACCCGUCAGUUGAGGGAUAGAUAGGCAGACUGGCAGACCGUCGGAAGUUUGUGGGAGAUGGGCUGAAAGUCUAACAUAUGUAGACCGAACACUGCUACACAGGAGUUUUACAGCUGCUUAUAAGCGUGGUAAUGCUUAGUCUCAGAAAUGCCGUACGUAGAUCGUCAGAAUCGGAUCUGUGGCUUUCUAGACAUAGAAGAAUUAGAGAACAGCGGCAAGUUUUUACGUCGCUACUUCAUUCUGGACACACUGGAGGGCAGCCUGGUGUGGUACAUGGAUAACCCUCAGAAUCUUCCAGAAGGAACAUCCAGUGUCGGCUCCCUCAAACUAACAUAUAUAUCCAAGGUUAGCGAUGCCACCAAAUUGCGUCCAAAGGCAGAGUUCUGCUUAGUCAUCAACGCUGGAAUGAGGAAGUUUUACUUGCAGGCGAAUGAUAAGCAAGAUUUAGUGGAGUGGGUCAGUGCACUCAACAACGCCACCAAAAUCACAGUGCCGAAGUCAGGAGAGCAAGUGGCGCAUAAUACAACAGAAGCUUGUGUGGACACAUCAGGUGCCAUGAAACAAGUGUCCUACAAGACGGAAAUCAUUGCAGGAGUGCCCAUCAUCACCACCACACAGGAAAAGGGCGAGGAUCAGAAUGGUGCAGACAGGAGUGUGCAGAGGAAACCUCCCGGUCAGCUGCCGUAUUACUUGAGCCGGAGUAACCAAGACCAGUCAGUCAUUAAAGCUGGAUAUUGUGUCAAACAGGGAGGUGUGAUGAAAAACUGGAAAAGGAGAUAUUUCAUGCUGGAUGACAAUACACUGAGCUACUUCAAAUCAGACAUGGAGCGGGAGGCGUUGCGAGUUAUUCCUUUGAAGGAAGUCAACAAGGUGCAGGAGUGUAAACAAAGUGACUUGAUGAUGAGGGACAAUCUUUUUGAACUGGUUACUACCUCAAGAACUUUUUACAUUCAGUCGGACAGCCCAGAGGAGAUGCACGGCUGGAUCAAGGCUAUCUCUGGGGCCAUAGUGGCCCAACGGGGUCCUGGACGCUCAGCAGCCUCUAUGCGUCAGGCCAGACGGCUCUCAAACCCUUGUAUACAGAGGUAUACUUCCUGCAAUGGUGAAUGCAGCACGAGCCCGCUGAACGAACAUACUCCAACGAACAGAGUCUCUCAACUCCUCGCUCACCCCUCCCCACCAAACUCCAUUACCCAGAAUGCCGUUCCCCCUCGGGCCUUCAGCAUGGUGUGGGAGGGGCCAGACCUGACCAUCCUGCGGCCGGGGCCACAAGCACGCCUGUCGCUCCAGGAGUCGCCCCAAAUCUUCUUCAAGUAAACGCUGACAACUCAUCGCCAUGGCAACUGAGAAGCGGCUUAAUGCAGCCUCCAGAUUGCCUGAAAGAUGAAGACAUACAAGUUACCCAGGUGUAAAAAAGUACUUGGUUUUUUAUACACACAUAUUACGAAUUAUUAAUGUCAAAAUCAGGACAGGGACUCUUGAAGAUUUUGAAUCGAGCCCAGUGCACCAUGGGAUAUGGUGUUUUUCCUGAUCAUUUUCAAGUCUCUUAAAGGACUGCACUCUAUGAAAUGGGGUCAUAAUCUAGAGAAUUCAUUAAGACUCGAUAGCCGAUUAUUUUUCUGUUACAACCAAUAACCAAAAUUGUGGUUGAUAUUAUAAAUGUAUUGUUUUUAAAUCUAAAAUACCAUGUAAGCAAAGUGAAUUCAGUGAAAUCAGGCAUAAAAACACUCAAUGUACAGUAGAAAGUAUGGACAUUUACUUUUCAGGAAAAUAUGGUUUAAACUGGAAGAUAUAUUGUUUAAAUAUAAUAUUAUAUAAUGUUUCCAGUAAGGUCAUAAAUACAUUUUAACAAAAGUAUGCUACAUAUUGCUGAUACCAAGAAGGCCACUAAUAAUCCUAAAAUUCUUGUUUGUUUAAUUUUAAUCUGGUGCUUUUACAUCAUUUUUGGGGUGUACAGUUCAGACUUUUGUCCUAAAAUAACAUAAUACUUCCUUAGAUCCCAUUGGGCCUUGUUUGGGUGGUCUUGUUUUUAUUGAUAAUUGAAUUUCAUUUGCUUAAUGUGUAAACUUAAUUCGACAUUUUGUCUGACCGCAACAAAAAAGACAUGGUUGUACUGAUAAGAUAUGUAUCUCUGUAGAGAGAGAAUGUGUUGUGUGUUAUUAUAUUUCAGUUUUAAACACACUGCCACUCUUUAUGGUAUGUUUCUGACUAGGGCUGUGCGAUAUUGAAGAAAAAUGCAGUAUGUUAUUCCUUGUUAAAUAAUGCGAUAUUCGAUACGUUAAGCCUUUUGCUUUAAGUUUAAAAAAUUCAUUUACAUCAUAUUUUAAAAAUAUGUAAAAACUGAAAAUGAUAUAAUUAAUAUCUCUAUAUGUUUUGUUAUGCACCCUCGAUGCGCAGGCUUCAAAGCAGCAUUACUUCAUGAAAGGGUGACCAAGUUCUUGGUGGAAAGUGACCAUCAGUAUUUUAGCAUUACAUAAAAAGCAAAGUCACAAAUCUGAAUGUAAUUUCAACAUCAAUGUAAACCCCCCCAAAAUUAUAAUAUUUUAUGCCGCUAUAUAAUUAAUGCUGCAAUUCGCAAAAACUGUGAUUUGGCAAAGAAUGCGAUUGUUUUCAUGAGCAGCUUGUCAGUGAAAGUAGUACAUACAGUAGCCUGUGAUCAGUUGUAUAUAUGCCUCCUUCCGAAGGCCAGAGGAUGCUCUCAUGCUGAAACUCCAAGGGCCAGAUUCAUUGACAGCAAAACGUCUCUUGCCAUUAAAAUAGAACUGUCAGGAUUUACUAAAGAUGCGCAUGGGAAGUCGUGGCAUAGUGGUUAGAGAUUUUUGACUCCUAACCCUAGGGUUAUGGGUUCGAAUCUCGGGCUGAAGUAAAAACAUAAACAUGGUCUUUAAUUGGACAAAAUGUUCAUAAAUGCUUGUCAUGUUUGGAAGAUGUUUUGAUGCAUGUCUUCAGCGACUCGGAUCACAGAGCCAUGCUUCACUGACAAGCUGAGCAUAACAGUCUUCCUGAUGUCAUAAUCGCGCUAAUCAUUAGUUGUUUUUUGUGUAGCCCCAGUUAAGACAUCACUAUGUUUGCAUUAAUAGGCUACCCAUCAAGACAGCCAUUUUGACAUCUUUGUGUGUAUUUUGGACCGAUCGAGUAUAAAAAUGCGCGAAAGAAAACUGAAGGGAUCGCGCAUGCUCCAGGUGUGUCAGACAGCAAUGGAGUUGCUUUCUGCAACAUAUUGCACUUAAUAACUCUAUUAUUGUGAAGCACAUCACAUAAGUAGCAGUCACGUGCCCAGUCUAUUCGCUGCUGUAUGCAUCGACCUGAAAACUUGACUUUCCGCAACGUUUUGAAGUAGUAAUAUAACUCAGAUAUCGCAUGCCAUAGCGAUAUGCACAUCGUGUUAUGUACAAUACAAUAUUUAGAUAUAUCGUGCAGCCCUAUUUUUAACUCACCAUGUUGCAGCUCUCUUUUGGGAGCAAGACUCUAUUUCGUUUGUCAAAUGCAUGUGAAUGUAGAACUGUAUUUCAAUAUACAAAAACACUCCAGACAUGUUUGUUAAAGAGGUUUAAUUUGUUAACAUUAGUUAAUGCAUUAUAUAGGUUAUCAUGGACUUAUGAUGAAUAAUAAUUUUACUGUAUUAAGAUUUAUUUUUAAUUUAUUAAUAUACUAUUGUUCGUUUUAUAAUUCACGUUAGAUCAGUUAAUGUGUGUACUUGAAAUGCUUUUGAGUUACCAACUUAUAAAAGUUGAAGUAUAUUAAUCAACACUUGUGGGUAUUGUUUAUUCUUAGUUCAUGAUACCUAAUGCAUUAAAAAAAUUAAUGAAUUGAACCAAAAGUAUUACUGUAACAAACCACAAGCAUUCACUAAAUGCAGCUGUAUGGACCCUUUUCACUGACUGUGAUGAUAUUUCCAUAAUUAUAAUGUACGUUUAUAACACUAUACUUUGUUUUAUAUUACCGUUUUAAAUUACCGAAAGUUACUUAACACUGCAACAUACUGUAAGUGUUUGUAAUACAACAGCUAAGGGAGAGAUGGUAAAUUUGACAUGCUUCUCUCUUCUGACUGCUGUAGUCAGUCUCUCUGUAUGUAUAUCCUGUUUUGUAAAGUUAUAGAAAUGCUCUUUUGCUAUUGAAGCAAAUGAGAACCCAAACAUGUGAAGAGGGUCCAUAUGCAUUAUUGUGAAUUUAAGCAGAGUCAGUGACCAUAAUAAUUAAUACCAUAUAUUGUUUGUUUUUUGUUUUUUUGUGGAUUCAAACGCUGCACCAUGUUUUUUGAUGUAUAAUAUAUGUAGUUGUCCUUGACUGGAAAAAUUAUUUUAAAAAAUGUAAUGAGUG
This is a messenger RNA of Carassius auratus (goldfish), 4338 nucleotides long. RefSeq names its product pleckstrin homology domain-containing family A member 1-like. Lineage: Eukaryota; Metazoa; Chordata; Actinopteri; Cypriniformes; Cyprinidae. The record is from RefSeq and is a predicted model, not a curated record. The transcript is spliced from 13 exons. The coding region runs from base 166 to 1335 and encodes 389 amino acids.